GGGGAGUGCACUGGGAGCAUCACUGUUGCUAGGUAAUGAUUAGUGACAUCAGGGUACCUGUGCUCACCUGCCUCGCUGCUGCUCCUUUUAGAUGAAAAAGGGUUAUGAUGAAAUAAUGACUUUGUGGAUUCUGUUUUUAUUCUCGCUGUCAGUCAGAGCUUACAGAUAACUCUCUGAGCCAUGCACAGAUCCAAAUGAGCUUUGGGAAAUAUUGAUUGACUUUUUUUUUUUUUUACCUUUGGACUUACAAACAGAGCGGAAGCCGUUCUCUGUCUGUUGGAGCUACAUGUCUGGUUUUGUGCUUACCAGAAAUGCAAAAUAAAAUCUGUUGGAACUGGAAAUUCAUCAGUAAUGCCCCAAUGGACAGUGAGAUGAUUUCUCAAGGAACAAAGGAUGUGGAGUGAUGCGAUGGCGCUCGGGCACGGCUCGAAGAAGUCGAUCUCAUGUGACGCGGGGGUCAUACCUGCUUCUGUGAACAGUGGGGUAGAAGAUGGUGGCCACGCGGCUGCUUCUCCCACCAGGAAGACUCGGUCCUGCAAGUGUCUCCUGUCCUCCUUUAUCAUCGUCCUCGUAGCUGCAGGAGCCACACUGGCCUGGUACUUCCUGGAAUACAGGAUUUGGGUGUUGGAGCCUCGUGUCCAGCAGCAGUACACGGCCUACCUGACCAUCCUCAACAGAAACUUUUCUGCUGAUCUGUCCUCUCACAAGAGCCCUGUAUUCAGAAAGGAGGCCAAGGGAGUACAGAACAUGGUAGGGAAGAUAAUAAAGGGGUCCAGUCUUUCUCGGUACUUCAACUACACCACUGUGUUCGCCUUUGGAGAAGGGAGUGUUGUGGCUCAUUUCUGGAUCAUGAUGUCUAUACCAGAAAGCCACGCUAAGAAGGUCACACUGGAGGAGCUUACCACAAGCCUGGAGGAGGGCCUCAGGGGGUACAGAGUGUCAGGGGAGGAGGAGACAGCCAGCUUCUUUGGAUACCUCCUCCACCUCCCCUCGCUUUCUGUCAGUGAAACUGACACCAAAGUUAUAGAACUUUUGAAAGCCUCAUUUGACUGUUACCGCUACCAGAAGGUGGUGUCCAGCAGCCCCUUGGCGCUCCGCGGGCCGGACACACAGCGCUCUUCCUGCCUGUGGCACCUCCAGGCCGCCCCUGGCUCCCAGCUGGAGCUCCAUAUGGAGUGGCUGCUGCCAGAGUGCCGGGACAGGCUGUUGGUGUACAACUCCCUCACCCCCUCUGACGCUCACCUAAUCACAUCAGUGUAUGGCUGCAGCAGACAUGAGCGUUUGGUGCGCGUCCUGUCUUCAGGCGAGUGGAUGACAGUGGUUUGGAAACAGGGUCUGUAUAACUACAAGGACCCCUUCUCUCUGUCCGCACAGGCCUGGGACCGCCAAGACUGUAACUCCGCUAUAGAGCUAAAGGCCGCACCAGGGGUCCAGGGGGCACUGAGGACGCCUUUCUUCCCCAGAUACUACCCCCCUGACACCAACUGUACCUGGAGCUUUACUAUUCCCAGUGUAGGGAUGGGUUUGUCUCUGGAAUUUGAGGGCUACGAGUUGAGCAGAGCCAGCUACAACCAGGUCUGCACGCAGGGACAGUGGAUCAUCCAGAACCGCAGACUGUGUGGCACCAGGAGUCUGCAGCCGUACAAUGAACGCCUCUUCCUGCUCUCCACAACAGCCACUGUUGUCAUGACGUCAGAGGUGUCACUCACAGGGCCGGGCCUUCAGCUACGCUACAGAGUCUUCAACCAAUCAGAUCCUUGCCCCGGCCAGUUUCUGUGCACUUUUAACGGCCUGUGUGUUCCUGCCUGUGAUGGAAUUAAAGACUGUCCAAACGGACUUGACGAGAGGAAUUGUGUGUGUGCGGCACAGUACCAGUGUCCGGAGGACAGUCAGUGUGUCGACUACUACAAGGUGUGUGACCAACUCCCAGACUGCCCUGAAGCAUCGGAUGAGAUGAACUGUACUGAUGGUGUGCAGUGUACAGAUAUGACCUAUGUGUGCGCUGAUGGAACUUGUCUAAAGAAGCCGAACCCAGAGUGUGACUUUGUCUCCGACUGCCCCGACGCCUCGGAUGAGAAGCACUGUGACUGCGGCCUGAGGCAGUUUUCCAGCCGUAUUGUUGGGGGCACCAAUGCCACGGAGGGGGAGUGGCCAUGGCAGGCCAGCCUACAGGUGCGAGGUACCCACAUCUGCGGGGGAGCACUAAUCUCUAGUCAGUGGGUGGUGUCCGCUGCCCACUGUUUCUAUGACGACCGUCUCUACGCCCCCUCAGUGUGGACGGUCUACCUUGGUAAACUGCGGCUCAACCCCAGCAGCCCCACUGAAGAAGUGACGAGAGUUAAGGAGAUCCACCUUCAUCAAUUCUAUGAUGAUGAGUCCCACGACUAUGACCUGGCCCUGCUGAAGCUGGACCGGCUCGCCCCCAUGCUGCUGGCAGGACAUGCUCGACCCGCCUGCCUGCCUCCACCCACCCACCAGCUGGAGCCGGGCCUGCUCUGCUGGGUCACCGGCUGGGGGGCUCUCCGCGAAGGGGGCAGCACCAGUAAUGUGCUUCAGAAGGUGGAUGUUCGCCUGGUCAGUGAGGAAGCCUGUGUUCGCUCUUACGGCCAUGUGGUCACUCCCAGAAUGCUUUGCGCCGGGUACCGCAGUGGAGACAAAGAUGCCUGUCAGGGAGACUCAGGCGGCCCCUUGGUGUGCCAGGAGCCAUCGGGUCGCUGGUUUCUUGCCGGGGUGGUGAGCUGGGGCAAAGGCUGCGGGCGUCCAGACUACUACGGCGUCUACACUCGCAUCACCAGGCUCACUGACUGGAUCCAGCAGGUCAUCAGCAGCCCCUGAGACAUCAGGGAUGUUCAUCAUCUUUACAUCAAUAUCUUAUAUCUAUAACCUGCAGCACGGUGCAAAUGAACACCAACCACAUGAGGAUACAAAGCACUGGAAGAUGAUUUAAGCCAAGCAGAAAGGCGAAAAAGCAUGACAGGGUUUAUCCCAAAGUCAUCAAGUAAUAAAGCUAAUAUAUUAUUUAUGCAGCACAUUUCAGGACUGAUAUUAUUAGUCCAGCAUGUAGUAAAAAGAAACAUGCCACAAUACUGACAAUAAAAUGAACUGUGAGUAAGAAUGAUAACAGGACACAUUAAGAUAAUGAUAUGAAAAGCUCUUAACUGUAUUUUGAAUUACUUAAAUAAGAUUGUGUAUCACUUUUUUUGUUUAAUCAUUUACUAUCUAACAGACUGAAUCUUCUAUAUUUUGAAGAUAUCGAACUUAAAGCAUAUUUCCCAUAAUAAAAAAACAACCUUGUUUUGUAA
Molecule: messenger RNA, 3302 nt
Organism: Plectropomus leopardus (leopard coralgrouper)
Lineage: Eukaryota; Metazoa; Chordata; Actinopteri; Perciformes; Serranidae
Gene: tmprss6
Product: transmembrane serine protease 6
Biological process (GO): proteolysis
Molecular function (GO): serine-type endopeptidase activity; protein binding
Source: RefSeq, a predicted model, not a curated record